GUGCAUAUCGGACAACGGAGCAGCAGAGCGGCUGGCGAGACUCCGCAUCCUCACCGAGUGAGUUUUCUGCUUUUAAACAUCCAGCGCAAGUGCUUGGCGACUGGAAAAAAUAUAUAUAUAACGGUGUUACCUCAGAGAGGGGACAACUGCAUUGUCGGAAGUAUUGCUUGAGCUCAGCCACCGGGACUACUGGGAAGAUUUCAAGGCAGAAACACGUUUCUCGCGCGGAGCUGCCAGCUGAAGCUCCGUGCUCCAUCCCCACUCAACAGCACAACGUCCACGCACAAGUCGGCUGUUCCGAGCCGUGCAAGUCGGCUUCAGCCUCUAAUCAAGCCGAGAGAUUUCCGAGGAGUAGUGAAAGAGGUGUCUCUGAAGAAUCCACACUGUGCUGAAUUGCAAACGCGGUCAUUGUAAGAAACGUACCGCAUCGCGCUCAGCUCCCCGCUUCCUGCAAGUUUGGACUAAAGCGCACCGUUGGAAGUUUAUGUGCCGCUGCUUCGGACAGGCUCGAAGAAGCUCCAUGCAGGUAGAGUGGCUGGAAGGCUGAAUGGACUGAAGAAGUGGGCGACAGAGGUUCAGAAGUGGGGAGGAGGGUUUGGGGGGAAAUCGGUUACAGGACGAAAAUCAAAGCCACAGGAGGAAGAGGAGAGGGGGAAAAAAGCAGUGAAAUAAUCCAGUGGUGAGUGUCUCAGGAGAGUGCCGGUGGUGAAGGGGAGCGGAGUUGGAUACCCAGCAUGCAGGCAGCAUGGAAAGGGUGAGGGAGCAGCGGCCUUUCUGCUCGCUGUCCAAGAGCCAGAGAGACCGAGAGAGACACUGUGAGAGAGACAAGGAUCGAGAGCGCCGUUACACCGCCUCCUCAUCAGACCGGGACGAGGGAGCCUGCCGCGUGCCCACUCAGAAAUCGUACAGCUCCAGUGAGACGCUCCAGGCCUUUGACCAUGACCCUUCACGAAUGCUCUUUGGAGGAAGAGUCAAGGAGAUGGUCCAUAAGGAAACUGCAGAGUACACAAGGCCAGGUCAGACAUUUUCGCUAAGGCAACUCGGGAUUUGUGAGCCACCGGCUCGCAGAGGCUUGGCUCUCUGCCCCGAGACUGGCCUCUCCCACCCACUCAGCAGCUAUUCCAGAGGACCCGUCGCUACCGAAAACCAUGAACCUGUAUCACCAGAACGUACCAUUACUCUUUGGGGGACAGGGGCAAAAUCGGGGCAGAAUUCAUGCCUUUCCAGCCGCUCUAACUCGGCGCUCACACUCACUGACACAGAAAUGGACAAUAAAUCGGACAAUGAGAUGGGUGACCAUCUGUCAAGUCAGCAAGCUCCACCUCCUCUGCCACCAGCUCCACCCCCACACAAGCAACACCCCUCCAUCACUUCCCUGAGCCGCAGCUCACUGGCCAAUCAAAGGAGCCCGAGUCCACCACCCACAGCCGGCCUGGCGGCUGACUUGCAGAGUACGGCGGAAUGCGUCCAGCUGCAGGACAGCUGGGUCCUGGGCAGCAAUGUGGCCCUGGAGAGCAGGCACUUUCUUUUUAAAACGGGCACAGGGACGACACCUUUCUUUGGCGCAGCAGCCCCUGGGUACACCAUGGCAACGGGGACUGUUUACUCCACACCUGCGCGCCCUUUGCCCAGAAACAGCCUGUCCAGGGGGGCUUUCAAGUUUAAGAAGUCCCCUAAACAUUGCUCCUGGAAAUGCACCGCCCUGAUUGCUGUAGGCAUAGCUGUGGUUCUGUCCAUCAUUCUCUGCUACUGCAUAGCAAUGCACCUUUUCGGCCUCAAUUGGCAGCUCCAAGAGUUGGACAACCAGCCGGCUUUUGAAAAUGGAGGAGUUGGGAAAACAGGGCCCACUCAGUCGAGUGUAGGGACAGCUCUGGCUGCUGAUGGACGGACUAGCGUGCUUCAUCCGGAAAACAACUCCAUCGAUACUGGGCAGGUGGACAUAGGGAAGCGAGUGGGUCAGAGCAUUCCACCGGGUGUGUUCUGGCGCUCUCAAAUAAACAUGGAGGAACCGGGCUUUCUUAAGUUCAACAUUUCAGUACAGAAAAACGCACUGAUUGGAGUCUAUGGACGAAAGGGCCUCGCACCAUCUCACACUCAGUAUGACUUUGUCGAGCUACUGGACGGCAGUCGGCUUAUCGCCAAAGAGCAUCGGGCUCUGAGUGAACCGGACACAAGGGCCCGCUCAGACCCAGUUGCCGUCCACCAAGCUGGAUUCAUCCAGUACCUGGACUCAGGAGUGUGGCACUUUGCGUUUUAUAAUGACGGACGGAACGUGGAGACGGUCUCUUAUAACACCAUCAUCCAAGAAUCGGUGACAGAGUGCACACACAAGUGCUAUGGGAACGGGGAGUGUGUGGCAGGAUCGUGUCACUGUUUCCCAGGAUUCAUAGGACCGUAUUGUUCCAGAGCCGCCUGUCCAGUGUUGUGCAGCGGUAACGGCCAGUACACCAGGGGGCGCUGUCAGUGCUACAGUGGCUGGAAAGGCACCGAGUGUGACGUUCCUGCGUCCCAGUGUAUUGAUCCUCAGUGCGGGGGACAUGGGCUCUGUGUUGCUGGAAACUGUGCGUGCAACACAGGACACAAAGGAACCAACUGUGAACAAGUGGACUGUGUGGACCCGACGUGCUCUGGUCACGGAGCCUGUCAUCAUGGCGAGUGCCACUGUAACCCAGGCUGGGGAGGGAUCAGUUGUGAGAUCCUGAAGAGCACUUGUCCAGAGCAGUGCUCCAGUCACGGCACCUUCAACACCGACUCGGGAACCUGCAUCUGCGAGGCGAACUGGACAGGUGCCGACUGCUCCAUAGAGGUGUGUGUGGUGGACUGUGGCCCCCACGGCUCCUGCAUAAGUGGUGUGUGUCACUGCGAGGAAGGCUGGACAGGACCAGAAUGUGAGCAGAGGGACUGUCACCCACGCUGCAUCGACCACGGAGUCUGCCGAGAGGGCAAGUGUGACUGCCACCAGGGCUGGACGGGUGAACACUGCACCAUCGCCCUGGAUUCAAGAGUAUCAGGAGCAGUCAAGAUAGGAUAUAAAGACGGCUGCCCCGGGCUGUGCAACAACAAUGGGAGGUGCGUCCUGGAUCAAAACGUCUGGCACUGCAUCUGCCAGUCAGGAUGGAGAGGGCUGGGAUGCGAUGUAGCGACCGAAACGCUCUGUUCAGAUGGCAAGGAUAACGAGGGAGAUGGGCUCAUCGACUGCAUGGAUCCAGACUGCUGCACUCAGAUUGCCUGCCAGGGUCAGACCUACUGUCGUGGCUCACCUGACCCAGCUGCCAUCGCAAGCCAGAGCCAGAGUUCAGCCGCCCAGUCUUCUUCUAAGAGCUUUUAUGAACGCGUCAGUUUUUUGAUCGGCCCCAGUGGCAGUCACGUGAUACCCAGGGAUAACCCUUUCAACAGCAGCCUGGCAUCAGUCAUCCGGGGUCAGGUCCUAACGGGAGACGGGACACCGCUGAUUGGAGUCAACGUGUCUUUUCUGCACUACCCAGAGUACGGCUAUACUAUCACACGGCAAGAUGGCAUGUUUGACCUCUUGGCCAACGGUGGAGCAUCACUGACGCUGAGCUACGAACGAGCUCCCUUCCCCACAUUGCACCGAACAGUGUGGCUGCCCUGGAACGUCUUUCAUGUGAUGGACACAGUGGUGAUGAAGCGGGAAGAGAACGACAUCCCCAGCUGUUACCUGACGGGCCUAGUCAGGCCCAACCCCGUCAUCCUGGCCACACCCCUUUCCACUCUUUACAAGACGUCCCCAGAGGACAGUCCUAUCAUCCCAGAGACCCAGGUCCUUCAUGAGCAAGUGGCCAUACCAGGCAGUGACCUCAACCUGGUCUACCUGAGCUCCAGGGCAGCUGGCUACAAGCCCAUCCUCAAGGUGCUCCUGACCCAGGACCGUCUCCCCUUUGGCCUGAUGAAAGUCCACCUGAUGGUGGCCGUCAUGGGCCGUCAGUUCCAGAAGUCUUUUCCUGCCUUCCCCGACCUUUCUUACACUUUCAUCUGGGAUAAAACAGACGCCUACAAUCAGAAGGUCUUUGGCCUGGCGGAGGCUGUGGUGUCAGUGGGAUAUGAAUACGAGUCCUGUCUUGAUGUGGUGCUCUGGGAAAAGAGGACGGCGGUGUUACAAGGCUAUGAACUGGAUGCCUCCAACAUGGGCGGGUGGAUGUUAGACAAACACCACAUAUUGGACAUUCAGAAUGGCAUACUUUACAAAGGGAGCGGGGAGAACCAGUUUAUCUCUCUCCAGCCCCCUGUGAUUUCCACUGUUAUGGGGAACGGACGGCGUCGAAGCAUCUCGUGCCCCAGCUGUAAUGGGCAGGCCCAAGGCAACAAGCUCUUGGCACCGGUGGCUCUGGCAUGGGGUAUUGAUGGAAGCCUGUAUGUGGGAGAUUUCAACUACAUCCGCCGUAUCUACCCAUCUGGCAAUGUCACAAGUAUCAUGGAGCUGAGUAACAACCCAGCACACCGGUACUACCUGGCGACUGAUCCAGUAAGCGGGCAGCUGUAUGUGUCGGACACAAACUCCCGGAGGAUCUACCGACCGAGAACUUUGGCUGGAAGCAAGGAUCUGCCGUCAAACGCAGAGGUGGUAGCGGGAACCGGCGAACACUGUCUGGCAUUUGAUGAGGACCACUGUGGCGAUGGAGGCAAAGCUCCAGAGGCCUCUCUCACUGGACCCAAAGGCAUUGCAGUGGACAAGAAUGGGCUGAUUUAUUUUGUUGAUGGCACCACAAUCAGAAAAGUGGACCAAAACGGCAUCAUCUCCACUUUCCUCGGUUCGAAUGACCUGACAUCGGCUCGCCCUCUGACCUGUGACAAUAGCAUGGACAUCAAUCAGGUGAAUUUGGAGUGGGCCACAGACCUAGCAGUUAGCCCAAUGGACAACUCGCUGUAUGUUCUGGACAACAAUAUAGUGCUGCGCAUUUCAGAAAAUGGUCAAGUCAGCAUUGCAGCUGGCCGACCUACUCACUGCCCAUUGGCUGGACUGGAGCGGGGAGUGGCUGGUGGUCAGAGGGCACAAUUAACCCCUCUAGAAUCUGCUGUUUCCAUUGCCAUAUCUUACCAUGGUGCCAUCUACAUAGCAGAGACAGAUGAGCGAAAGAUGAGCAGGAUCCGGAAGGUUUCUGUGGAUGGUGAGAUAACGCAUUUGGCCGGGGCUCCCUCCGACUGCGAUUGCAAAAACGAUGCCAACUGCGACUGUUACCAGACAGGGGAUGGUUAUGCCAAAGAUGCAAGGCUCAAUGCUCCAUCUUCUUUAGUGGCAGCUCCAGAUGGAACACUCUACGUGGCAGACCUGGGCAACAUCCGCAUCCGGGCCAUUUCUAGAAACGGGCCAACUUCCAGUGCCAAUACAUAUGAAGUGGCUUCCCCUGAUGCCCAGGAGCUGUAUGUGUUUGACAGCAAUGGUACCCACCAACACACUGCAAGCUUGCUGACUGGUGACUUGAAAUAUACUUUCAGCUACAGCACAGAGAAUGACAUCACAGCUGUUACUGACAGCAGUGGCAACACCCUGAGAAUCCGUAGGGAUCCCAAUCGCAUGCCGGUGCGUAUCGUCGCACCUGAUAACCAGGUGAUCUGGAUGACCAUGAGCACCAACGGUGGACUGAAGACACUCACAGCACAGGGUCAAGAGCUGGUACUUCUUACGUACCAUGGUAAUAAUGGGCUGCUGGCUACAAAGACAUCAGAGAUUGGCUGGACAACAUUCUACGACUAUGACAGUGAAGGACGCCUAAUGAAUGUGACGUUUCCCACUGGAAUGGUGAAUAACUUGUACACGGACCUAUACAGCGCUUUGACGGUGGAUAUUGAAAGUUCCAUGACAGAGGAGGAAAUCAGCAUCACAACAAAUACCUCAACCGUCCGUGCCUUCUACACUUUGGCUCAGGACCAGUGUAGAAGUAGCUACCAAGUGGGGUAUGACAAUUCGCUCAGGAUUACCUAUGCCAACGGGAUGGACACCCACUACCAGACAGAGCCCCACAUCCUGGCAGGCGCUGCCAACCCGACUGUAGCCAGACGCAACAUGAGCUUGCCAGGGGAGAGUGGGCAAAACUUGGUAGAGUGGCGCUUCCGCAAAGAACAAGCCAGAGGGAAAGUUAUCGUGUUUGGACGCAAGCUGAGGGUGAACGGACGGAAUAUUCUUUCCGUUGAUUAUGAUCGCACCCUAAGGACAGAGAAAAUUUAUGAUGACCACAGGAAGUUCCUCUUAAAGAUUAUUUAUGACACCGCAGGACAUCCAGUUCUCUGGGUGCCCAGCAGUAAGCUGCUGCCAGUUAAUGUCAGUCGCACAAGCAGUGGGCAGAUCAGUGCCCUGCAGAGAGGUCCUACCACUGAGAGGCUUGAGUAUGAUAGCCAAGGCCGCCUGAUUUCCAGGGUGUUUGCUGAUGGGAAGAUAUGGAGCUACACCUACCUAGAGCAGUCCAUGGUUCUCCUGCUUCACAGCCAGCGACAGUAUAUAUUCGAUUUCGACUCUCUCGACCGUCUUUCUGCUGUCACCAUGCCAAGUGUGGCCCGCUACACCAUGCAGACCAUUCGUUCAGUGGGUUACUACAGGAACCUUUAUCACCCGCCAGAGAGCAAUGCCUCAGUAGCAGUGGACUACAGUGAAGAUGGCCUCCUGCUGAGAAUAGCUCACUUUGGCACAGGCCGGAGAGUCCUGUACAGGUACCGCAGGCAGAAUAAACUGUCAGAGAUCCUGUAUGACAGCACAAGGGUCAGCUUCACCUAUGAUGAAACAGCAGGUGUGCUGAAGACUGUCAACCUGCAAAAUGAAGGUUUCAUCUGCUCUAUUCGCUACCGGCAAGUGGGUCCCCUGGUCGACCGGCAGAUUUUCCGCUUCAGUGAGGAUGGCAUGGUCAAUGCACGCUUUGAUUAUACUUAUGACAGCAGCCUGCGUGUCACCAGUGUACAAGGCGUCAUAAACGAAACGCCACUUCCCAUCGACUUAUAUCAGUUUGAUGACAUCUCAGGAAAGGUUGAGCAGUUUGGAAAGUUUGGGGUGAUCUACUAUGAUAUAAAUCAGAUCAUAUCCACUGCAGUCAUGACAUAUACCAAACACUUUGAUGCACAUGGACGCAUCAAGGAAAUCCAGUAUGAGAUAUUUCGGUCACUCAUGUACUGGAUUACUUUCCAAUAUGACGAUGUGGGCAGAGUCACCAAGCGAGAGAUCAAGAUUGGUCCUUUUGCUAAUACAACCAAGUACAGCUAUGAGUAUGAUGUGGAUGGCCAGCUCCAGACUGUAUUCUUAAAUGACAAAGUGAUGUGGCGCUAUACAUAUGACCUUAAUGGAAAUCUGCACUUGUUGAAUGCAGGAAACAGUGCCAGACUUUUACCUCUGCGUUACGACCUGCGAGACCGCAUCACCCGGCUUGGAGACAUCCAGUAUAGAAUGGAUGAAGAUGGUUUUCUUCGUCAGAGAGGAGCAGAAAUCUUUGAGUACAACUCUAAAGGCCUUUUGGUACGGGUUUAUAGCAAGAGCAGCGGCUGGACAAUUCAGUAUCGUUAUGAUGGACUUGGCCGAAGAGUAUCCACAAAGAGCAGCCUGGGCCAGCACCUGCAGUACUUUUAUGCAGAUCUGAGCUAUCCGGCUCGAAUAACACACGUAUACAACCACUCAAGUUCAGAGAUCACCUCACUCUACUAUGACCUUCAAGGCCACGUGUUUGCUAUGGAGAUCAGCAGUGGAGAGGAGUUCUAUAUUGCUUGUGAUAACACCGGCACACCUCUGGCUGUCUUCACAAGCAACGGCCUCCUGGUCAAACAGCUUCUAUACACAGCAUAUGGUGAGGUCUACUUGGACUCUAACCCAGAUUUCCAGCUUGUGCUCGGGUUUCACGGGGGUCUUUAUGAUCCUCUAACUAAACUGUUGCACUUUGGGGAGAAGGAUUACGAUAUAAUGUCUGGAAGGUGGACCAUUCCAGAUGUUUCUGCUUGGAAAAAAAUUGGCAAAGAGCCAGUCCCUUUUAAUCUGUACAUGUUCAGAAAUAACAACCCCAUCAGCAAAGUCCAUGAAGUUAAAGAAUACGUUGCAGACGUUAACACCUGGCUAGUAACUUUUGGUUUCCAUCUUCACAACACCAUUCCUGGUUUUCCAGUCCCAAAGUUUGACUUGAGCAUGCCAUCGUAUGAACUGAGGAAGAGUCAGCUGUGGGAUGAUCUGCCGUCUAUCUCUGGGGUCCAGCAGGAAGUAACCAGACAAGCACACUCUCUCUUGUCAUUCGAGCGGCUGCCAGAGGUCCAUCUCAAUAGAGGUCGGAGAGGUGAAAAGUCUUGGCUGUGGUUCUCAGCUGCAAUGUCUCCCAUCGGAAGGGCUGUUAUGUUUGCCAUCUACAAGGGCAGUGUCCACACUCACACACUCAACGUGGCCAGUGAGGACUGUAUCAAGGUUGCAUCAAUCCUCAACAAUGCUUUCUAUCUGGAAGACCUCCACUUUACUAUAGAAGGGCGAGACACCCACUACUUUGUCAAGCCAGGCCUUCCAGAUGCUGACCUUGCUGCGUUACACCUCACUAGUGGACACAAGACUCUUGAGAAUGGUGUCAAUGUGACUGUUUCCCAGUCCACCACAGUCAUGGACAGUCGAACUCGGCGAUUUGCAGAUGUGGAGAUUCGUGCUGGUGCUCUGGCUUUCCAUAUCCGCUACGGAUCCACAGUGGAUGAGGAGAAAGCGCGAGUUAUCGAGCUUGCACGUCAGCGUGCCCUGGCAGGCGCAUGGGCCAAAGAGCAGCAGCGAGUGAGGGACGGUGAGGAAGGGGUUCGCCCCUGGACAGAAGGGGAGAAGAGGCAGCUUCUGAGUAGUGGCAAAGUUUUGGGAUAUGAUGGGUACUAUGUGCUUUCCAUCGAGCAGUACCCAGAGCUAGCAGACAGCACUAAUAACAUCCACUUUCUUCGGCAAAGUGAAAUUGGGAAGAGGUAACAAUACCAGGUGUACUUUCUGCCAAAGAGACUUUGUUUUGGUGGAGACACUCCAGUCGACAGAAAUAAAAGCAACUUUAAUUAAUAGUUGCUGGUGAGUGCCCUGAGUGUUAUUGUGUUUUUGUAUAAAAAUAGAAAAAAAAGGAACAAAGAAAAAAGAAAAACAAAAGAGGAGAAAAACAGAAGUAGUUAAAAACAAUGCUGUGCAUUGUGACCUGGACACUACAGAGUAAAUGUUCAACUACGCUACGCCUUAACAUGGCAGUUACAGGUCAGUUCCUCUGUAGCACAAGCCUUCUGGACUCUGAAACAGAGGAAUAGUGGUGUCUUUAAGGAAUCAGUGAGCUAAUUUAGGUGUUUGGGUUUUUUGGUUUUUUUGUUGUUUUCAUCAAGGAAAGUUGGGUCAACAAAUUAUUGUAAGAGCAGAGGAAAUGUUUACAUUAUGCAUAUCUGCACUUCUCUAGAAGUACCAGGCUCGUGGGUGCAGUCCCAGAGCAAGCAGUGUCCUUGAGUAUUUGUUUUGUUUUGUUUUGAAAUCAGAGACUUCUGAUUAUAGAAAUAUUCUCACCAAACAACCACUAUGUAUACCAGAUUUAGCACUGUAAACAUCAAAAUGUCUUAUUCUUGUUGAGAUAAUUUUAAACAGAAAAAAAAAGAAACGUGUUUAAAUGCGGUACCUGAUAUUCAUUGUGAGAAAAAAAAGAAAAAAAGAAAAAAAAACAACAACAAAAGGACAGCAGAGGUAUGAAGAACUUUGCCCGGUGGGACAAAGCACAGCUUUGUCUUGGAUAGCACAGGGACACCACAUUUUGUAAAUUAUGCAAGAGUUUUAUGGCAUUUUUUUAAGAAACUGAAUAAAUGUCUGUACUAGUCAUCUUAACAGUAAUUUAUGUUGUGUUUAUACAUAAAUAAAGUCCAGCUGAUUUUUA
Messenger RNA from Oreochromis aureus, 9842 nucleotides. RefSeq names its product teneurin-3. The transcript has 30 exons. Bases 746 to 8914 code for a protein of 2722 amino acids. Gene Ontology annotation, molecular function: protein heterodimerization activity; cell adhesion molecule binding; protein homodimerization activity. Gene Ontology annotation, biological process: heterophilic cell-cell adhesion; signal transduction; neuron development. Lineage: Eukaryota; Metazoa; Chordata; Actinopteri; Cichliformes; Cichlidae. Gene Ontology annotation, cellular component: neuron projection; membrane. The record is from RefSeq and is a predicted model, not a curated record.